GCCCUGCCGCCCUGGGAACUCCCUGACUGUCGCCGCGGCCCCAGGACUCGCUCUCUCCUCCCUCCUUCCCACCCGGGCUAGGGCGGCGGCGGCGGCGGCGGCAGCGGGGGCGGCAGAGACCAUCACGGGAGGAGGCAGCUGCGGCGGGGCCGAAUCCUAAUGCACCUGGCUAACUGGUGGUGAGCAGGGGGUUUGGGGCCAGCGUGGUGGGCUCCCCAAGGAAACCCCUUUGAAACCAAUGGAUGCAUUCACGGGCUCGGGUCUCAAGAGGAAGUUUGAUGAUGUGGAUGUGGGCUCAUCAGUUUCCAACUCAGAUGAUGAGAUCUCCAGCAGUGACAGUGCAGACAGCUGCGACAGCCUCAAUCCUCCUACAACUGCCAGCUUCACACCCACAUCCAUCCUGAAGCGGCAGAAGCAGCUGCGGAGGAAGAAUGUGCGCUUUGACCAGGUGACUGUGUACUACUUUGCCCGGCGCCAGGGUUUCACCAGUGUGCCCAGCCAGGGCGGCAGCUCUCUGGGCAUGGCCCAGCGCCACAACUCUGUUCGCAGCUAUACUCUCUGUGAGUUUGCUCAAGAGCAGGAGGUGAACCAUCGGGAGAUUCUCCGUGAACACCUGAAGGAGGAGAAACUCCAUGCCAAGAAGAUGAAGCUGACCAAGAAUGGGACAGUGGAGUCGGUGGAGGCCGACGGCCUGACACUGGAUGAUGUUUCAGAUGAAGAUAUUGAUGUGGAAAAUGUGGAGGUGGAUGAUUACUUCUUCCUGCAGCCCCUGCCCACCAAACGGCGACGGGCCCUGCUGAGAGCUUCUGGGGUCCACCGCAUUGAUGCUGAAGAGAAGCAAGAACUUCGAGCCAUCCGCCUGUCACGGGAAGAGUGUGGUUGUGACUGUCGACUGUACUGUGACCCGGAAGCGUGUGCCUGUAGCCAGGCUGGGAUUAAAUGCCAGGUGGAUCGCAUGUCCUUUCCAUGUGGCUGCUCCCGGGAUGGCUGCGGGAACAUGGCUGGCCGCAUUGAAUUCAAUCCAAUUCGGGUCCGGACUCAUUACCUCCACACCAUCAUGAAGCUGGAGCUGGAGAGCAAGCGGCAGGUGAGCCGCCCGCCAGCGCCGGACGAGGAGCCCUCCCCGACUGCCAGCUGCAGCCUGGCCGCAGCCCAGGGCUCAGAGACACAGGACUUCCAGGAGUUCAUUGCUGAGAACGAGACGGCAGUGAUGCACCUGCAGAGCGCGGAGGAACUGGAGCGGCUCAAGGCGGAGGAGGACUCCAGCGGCUCCAGUGCCAGCCUGGACUCCAGCAUAGAGAGCCUGGGCGUGUGCAUCCUGGAGGAGCCCCUGGCUGUCCCCGAAGAGCUGUGCCCAGGCCUCACGGCCCCCAUUCUCAUCCAGGCUCAGCUGCCCCCAGGCUCCUCCGUGCUGUGUUUUGCCGAGAACUCGGACCACCCAGCCGCCUCGGCAGUGAACAACGCAUCCUACUUGAACAGUGGGCCCCUAGUCUAUUACCAGGUGGAGCAGAGGCCAGUCCUGGGGGUGAAAGGAGAGCCUGAUACAGAAGAAGUCCCAUCCUCUUUCCCCAAGGAGAAGGAUCUGAAUGUCUUCUCUCUCCCUGUUACCUCACUGGUGGCUUGUAGCCCCACAGACCCGGCUGCCCUCUGUAAAUCAGAGGUGGGGAAAACAUCCACUCUAGAAGCACUAGUACCCGAAGAUUGUAACCCUGAGGAGCCUGGGAAUGAAGACUUCCGUCCCUCCUGGUCCCCCUCCAGCCUCCCCUUCCGCACGGACAAUGAAGAGGGCUGUGUGGUGGAGAAGACCGCACAGCGGAGUGAGGACCGGCCCCCCGAAGAGCCUUCCCCGGAGCUCCCUCUGGCAGUGUGACACGGGGAUGGAGAUUCUGCCUCUCACCCAGUCUCUAUUUAUUCCCUUAUUUUAUCUAACACCAUUUCAAAACAAAACUGUAGAAGCAGCUGCUGCUCCCUUGUUAUUUUAUUGGGGUCUCUGGGGGUUGGGUGGGAAAGGAUUGUUUGUACAAGUAUUUUUUAAAGGGCAGACAGAACCAAGGAGACCAGCCCCAGCUCAAUCUGGGGCGACAGUCGGGGCAGAGGAGGCUGCAUACUGAGCUUGCUGGGCCACCGGAACAAAGAACGAGGAUCUCACAGGAGAAGCCGGGUAAUUCAAGCAGCUAUUCAUGUAGGGACCAGAACACAGCAAUUUGAACAGCAUGGCAAAGCCCCUCCCCCUCUCCUGGGCUCCAGGUGGGGUACAGGCUCAUUUUCCUCAGUGGUUACUCUGAUCCCCCAUCUUGGUGUAUCAUAAUAAUACAGUUGAAAUGUCACCUGGUCGAAUCUAAAGAAGAGGGGGUGGAAGGGUCUCUGCUUCUGUACAAAACCUCCAGGAUUUCUAAAAAUUUGACCUGCCUUUCCUGGCCCCCUAUUUGGUAAAUAAGUUAAUAUUUGACAUGUUUGGUGUUCUCUGACCUGCUCCCCACACUGGGGAUUCCUGGUCUGUAACUUGAAUUGUUUCUUUCACAUGUUCUUAGGUACUAGA
Messenger RNA from Vicugna pacos (alpaca), 2539 nucleotides. RefSeq names its product cysteine and serine rich nuclear protein 2 (gene CSRNP2). Gene Ontology annotation, biological process: regulation of transcription by RNA polymerase II. NCBI's taxonomy places the organism in Eukaryota, Metazoa, Chordata, Mammalia, Artiodactyla, Camelidae. The record is from RefSeq and is a predicted model, not a curated record. Gene Ontology annotation, cellular component: nucleus. Gene Ontology annotation, molecular function: DNA-binding transcription factor activity, RNA polymerase II-specific; sequence-specific DNA binding.